CAUAGUUAUAUGCGAUGGUGACACACUUUACUCCAGAGAAUCAUGUGAUGAAAAAUUUUGCCAUGGUGAUGCUGGAACCGGCAUGGCUGAUUGUUUGCCAGAAGUACCAGAGGGCUGUGAAGAUGAGACAACAACCACAGCACCAGUAACUUCUACAUCUUCAGCAGAGUCCACAUCGUCUUCGAUCUCGGAGGAGAUUACCUCUACAACUCAAGAGCAAUCCUCCUCCGAGGAAACCUCAACGACUGAAGCAACCUCUACUUCGACGAUCUCAACAACAGAAGAGCAAUCGUCAUCUGAAGAAACCUCAACAACUGAAGUGACCUCUACUUCGACCACAGAAGAGACCCCCUCAACAACACAAGAGCAGUCUUCAUCCGAAGGAACCUCAACAACUGAAGAGACUUCUAUUCCGACCACGGAAGAGAUCAUAUCCACAACUCAAGAGCAAUCUUUCUCAACGUCUGAAGCAACCUCCACUUCUACGACGGAAGAGAUCACUUCCACAACUCAAGAAGAGUCUACAUCCGAAGGAACCUCAACGACUGAAGCAACCUCCACUUCUACGACGGAAGAGAUCACUUCCACAACUCAAGAAGAGUCUACAUCCGAAGGAACCUCAACGACUGAAGCAACCUCCACUUCGACGACGGAAGAGAUCACUUCCACGACUCAAGAAGAAUCUACAUCCGAAGGAACCUCAACGACUGAAGCAACCUCCACUUCGACGACGGAAGAGAUCACUUCCACGACUCAAGAAGAAUCUACAUCCGAAGGAACCUCAACAACUGAAGAGACUUCUAUUCCGACCACGGAAGAGAUCAUAUCCACAACGCAAGAGCAAUCUUUCUCAACGACUGAAGCAACUUCCCCUUCAACAACGGAAGAGAUCACUUCCACAACUCAAGAAGAGUCUACAUCCGAAGGAACCUUAACAACUGAAGCAACCUCUACUUCGACGACGGAAAAGAUCACUUCCACGACUCAAGAAGAAUCUACAUCCGAAGGAACCUCAACGACUGAAGCAACCUCCACUUCGACGACGGAAGAGAUCACUUCCACGACUCAAGAAGAAUCUACAUCCGAAGGAACCUCAACUGAAACAACCUCCACUUCGACGACGGAAGAGAUCACUUCCACGACUCAAGAAGAGUCUACAUCCGAAGGAACCUCAACGACUGAAGCAACCUCCACUUCGACGACGGAAGAGAUCACUUCCACAACUCAAGAAGAGUCUACAUCCGAAGGAACCUCAAGUGAAGCAACCUCCACUUCGACGACGGAAGAGAUCACUUCCACGACUCAAGAAGAGUCUACAUCCGAAGGAACCUCAACGACUGAAGCAACCUCCACUUCGACGACGGAAGAGAUCACUUCCACAACUCAAGAAGAGUCUACAUCCGAAGGAACCUCAACUGAAACAACCUCCACUUCGACGACGGAAGAGAUCACUUCCACGACUCAAGAAGAGUCUACAUCCGAAGGAACCUCAACGACUGAAGCAAUCUCCACUUCGACGACGGAAGAGAUCACUUCCACGACUAAAGAAGAAUCUACAUCCGAAGGAACCUCAACAACUGAAGAGACUUCUAUUCCGACCACGGAAGAGAUCAUAUCCACAACGCAAGAGCAAUUUUUUUCAACGACUGAAGCAACUUCCCCUUCAACAACGGAAGAGAUCACUUCCACAACUCAAGAAGAGUCUACAUCCGAAGGAACCUCAGCGACUGAAGCGACCUCCACUUCAACGACGGAAGAGAUUACUUCCACGACUCAAGAAGAGUCUACAUCUGAAGGAACCUCAACGACUGAAGCGACAUCCACUUCAACGACGGAAGAGAUCACUUCCACAACUCAAGAAGAGUCUACAUCCGAAGGAACCUCAACGACUGAAGCAACCUCCACUUCUACGACGGAAGAAAUCACUUCCACAACUCAAGAAGAGUCUACAUCCGAAGGAACCUCAACGACUGAAGCAACCUCCACUUCGACGACGGAAGAGAUCAUUUCCACGACUCAAGAAGAGUCUACAUCCGAAGGAACCUCAACGACUGAAGCAUCCUCCACUUCGACGACGGAAGAGAUCACUUCUACGACUCAAGAAGAAUCUACAUCCGAAGGCACCUCAACGACUGAAGCAACCUCCACUUCGACGACGGAAGAGAUCACUUCCACAACUCAAGAAGAAUAUACAUCCGAAGGAACCUCAACAACUGAAGAGACUUCUAUUCCGACCACGGAAGAGAUCAUAUCCACAACGCAAGAGCAAUCUUUCUCAACGACUGAAGCAACUUCCCCUUCAACAACGGAAGAGAUCACUUCCACAACUCAAGAAGAGUCUACAUCCGAAGGAACCUCAAGUGAAGCAACCUCCACUUCGACGACGGAAGAGAUCACUUCCACGACUCAAGAAGAGUCUACAUCCGAAGGAACCUCAACGACUGAAGCAACCUCCACUUCGACGACAGAAGAGAUCCCUUCCACAACUCAAGAAGAGUCUACAUCCGAAGGAACCUCAACUGAAACAACCUCCACUUCGACGACAGAAGAGAUCCCUUCUACGACUCAAGAAGAGUCUACAUCCGAAGGAACCUCAACGACUGAAGCAACCUCCACCGUGACGACAGAAGAGAUCACUUCCACAACACAAGAAGAGUCUACAUCCGAAGGAACCUCAAGUGAAGCAACCUCCACUUCGACGACGGAAGAGAUCACUUCCACGACUCAAGAAGAGUCUACAUCCGAAGGAACCUCAACGACUGAAGCAACCUCCACUUCGACGACGGAAGAGAUCACUUCCACAACUCAAGAAGAGUCUACAUCCGAAGGAACCUCAACUGAAACAACCUCCACUUCGACGACGGAAGAGAUCACUUCCACGACUCAAGAAGAGUCUACAUCCGAAGGAACCUCAACGACUGAAGCAAUCUCCACUUCGACGACGGAAGAGAUCACUUCCACGACUAAAGAAGAAUCUACAUCCGAAGGAACCUCAACAACUGAAGAGACUUCUAUUCCGACCACGGAAGAGAUCAUAUCCACAACGCAAGAGCAAUUUUUUUCAACGACUGAAGCAACUUCCCCUUCAACAACGGAAGAGAUCACUUCCACAACUCAAGAAGAGUCUACAUCCGAAGGAACCUCAAGUGAAGCAACCUCCACUUCGACGACGGAAGAGAUCACUUCCACGACUCAAGAAGAGUCUACAUCCGAAGGAACCUCAACGACUGAAGCAACCUCCACUUCGACGACGGAAGAGAUCACUUCCACAACUCAAGAAGAGUCUACAUCCGAAGGAACCUCAACUGAAACAACCUCCACUUCGACGACGGAAGAGAUCACUUCCACGACUCAAGAAGAGUCUACAUCCGAAGGAACCUCAACGACUGAAGCAACCUCCACUUCGACGACGGAAGAGAUCACUUCCACGACUAAAGAAGAAUCUACAUCCGAAGGAACCUCAACAACUGAAGAGACUUCUAUUCCGACCACGGAAGAGAUCAUAUCCACAACGCAAGAGCAAUCUCUCUCAACGACUGAAGCAACUUCCCCUUCAACAACGGAAGAGAUCACUUCCACAACUCAAGAAGAGUCUACAUCCGAAGGAACCUCAACAACUGAAGCAACCUCUACUUCGACAACGGAAAAGAUCACAUCAACUUCGACCCAAUCUACCAGUACAACGACACCAACAACAACAACACAAGCACCGCCAGAUCCAGCAAUCCUUUGCACCGGUGUUGGAAUGUACCCUGAUCCGUACAACUGCAGCCAGUAUCACUAUUGUCCAGCCAGCGGAGCUCAAUCCUGGGUUCAAAUAUGUCCACCAAGCUACGCCUUCAAAUACACAUCAGCACUGUUGUCCGGCACAUUUCCCUGUGAACGUAUCGUCCGUCCGACGGAUUGCGCCCGCAUCGACUGUUCCACUUCGUCUAUCUUCAAAACGUUCACGAGUUCCAAACUUCAUUACGCCUACUGUUACUCCGGAACAGGCACCAGCCAGCCCACGAUAUCCGUGUUCAAGUGCAGCGAAGGAGCAACAUUCAGUGGAUCGACGUGCGUCUUCAAUUGUCUGCGGGAAGGGUUAUUCGCCAAUACGGUGGCUCCUGCGACCUACUAUCAGUGCUACUACUCCAAGUCUGUGCUGGUGUCCAGAUUGAUGAACUGUCCGGCUGGGAAACUGUUCAAAGAGUCUGUGAAAGCAUGUGUCACAUGAAAAAGUUGAAAAAAAUAGUCCAUU
Molecule: messenger RNA, 4240 nt
Organism: Armigeres subalbatus
Lineage: Eukaryota; Metazoa; Arthropoda; Insecta; Diptera; Culicidae
Product: serine-rich adhesin for platelets-like
Exons: 1
Coding region: 83-4216 (1377 amino acids)
Cellular component (GO): extracellular region
Molecular function (GO): chitin binding
Source: RefSeq, a predicted model, not a curated record